Messenger RNA from Mesorhabditis spiculigera, 813 nucleotides. Lineage: Eukaryota; Metazoa; Nematoda; Chromadorea; Rhabditida; Rhabditidae. The record is from the annotation of a GenBank genome assembly.
AUGAAGUCUCAACUCGCCUUCUUCAGCAUUCUCCUCGUCUCAGCCAGCGCCCAGCUGCGCCUCGGUGUCCCAGUGGGAUGUGCCGCUCCACCAUGCCCCUGCUUGAGCCCACCUUGCCCGCCUCCGCCUCCACCACCCCCACCACCACCGCCGCCGGUCAUGCAAUGCUGCCCGGUGUGCGAGAUGGCGCCGUGCCCGGUGUGUGAGCCUCCGCUCCCGCCGUGUCCUCCUCCCCCUCCCCCACCACCACCGCCACCACCACCAGCCCCGAUGCCGGUGCCGGUCCCCGUUCCGGUUCCGCAGUACUACCCGGUCUACUGCGCCGCCCCGCCAUGCGCUCCUCGCCCGAUCCCUGUGAUGUACCAACCCGUUUCGUACUGUUCCGCCCCUCCUUGCCCACCCCCGGCCCCGAUGCCCAUCUACCAGCCUGUGCAGCCGGCACCGAUGUACAGCCCUUGCGCGGCUCCCCCGUGCGGAGGAUACCCGGGAGCGUACCCCGGAAUCGGAGGCGGAGCCUACCCGACUUACCCUGGAAUUGGAGGAGGAGCCUAUCCCGGAAUCGGAGGAGGAGCGUAUCCUAGCUAUCCCUCGGCCUAUCCGGGCAUCGGUGGAGGUGCUUACCCCACGAUGGGAUACCCUGGAAUCGGAGGUGGUGCUCGUCCGGCCUACUCGCCCUCCUUCUUCUCCCGCGGAGCCUUCAUGUACGGUUCCAACAAGGGAAAAGCACGCACCGAGGCAUCGAAAACCUCUGAGGAAAAGCCCGCCAGCAACGAGGAGACUGAGGAGAAGCCAACUGAGGAGAAGCCAGCAAAC